Molecule: messenger RNA, 1190 nt
Organism: Aureobasidium musti
Lineage: Eukaryota; Fungi; Ascomycota; Dothideomycetes; Dothideales; Saccotheciaceae
Source: the annotation of a GenBank genome assembly
UCGCUUUUGAUUUUGACUACAUCAUGGCCGACGGAGUCCUAUCCCCACCAGAACUCCUGGUAGCAACAACUCCAGAUCCACUCAACAUGAACACACCGGACUUUGCCCUCACGCCGUCCACGGCUGCCACCACCGCCCUCGCCACACCCAGCUCUAUUCAACAUGUCCCACAAUCAGCCGCAGCAAAGCCUGCAAAGAAACGCAAGUCGUGGGGUCAGGCACUCCCCGAACCAAAGACCAACCUACCACCCCGCAAGCGGGCCAAGACUGCCGACGAGAAGGAGCAGCGUCGCAUCGAACGCAUCAAGCGCAACCGCGCCGCUGCACACAACUCUCGGGAACGCAAACGCCAGGAGGCCGAGCGUCUCGAAGUUGAGAACCACGCCCUCAAACAGCACAUCUCUGCUCUGCAACAACAACUCGCCCAGAAGGAUGUCACCCUUGACAAGUGCAAGGACAUGAUCCCCGGCGGUCUCCCUCAACUCACUCAAGAAGAACUGGCCAACAUCAAGGUGCCCGAAGAAAGACUACAUGACGCCAUCGAUCAAGAUGGAGCCCAUGUCGCCGGCUUCUCAGAUGCACCUCCCUCCUUCGGCUGUCCACAGGACAAGCAUCUCGCUCGACCAGACACAACAUUCUGCUGCGAUGUUGUGCGACCUGCAGUGUCGGUCGAGCGAGAACCACAGCCAUUCAAGGUGGAGUCAGAUUAUAAUCUAUUUGAUGCAUCUGAACAUCAUGACCUUUUACAAGAGCCUCAUGGUAGCUUCGUGGACCUUAUGGCCGACUCGUAUGGCCACGAUGAUGAAUCAGGUCUCAGCCACUUUGACAACCUCAUCGAGUACGAUGAUGUGCAAUCCAACUACACGACGAACGCUACGACGACUGACGGCGGCGACGACAUCUUCAACCUCUCUAGCUAUGGCCUCAAGGACACUUUUCUUGCUCCUGAGCUUACUCUCGCAUCGGCUCCCAACCUCUGCGACUUCAGCGCAACUUNUUGCGACGGCGCUCUCCAAGCGCUGCCUAUUUCCGAGAGCGAGAGCAAGCAGGAAAAGGAAGUGUUUGAGAGAGACUUUNGCGAGAUGCUAAGACUUGUUGCGGCUGAGGGUUAUCUAGGGCGUUCUGGGAGUAAGUGGGGCACAUUGGGAAAGUCAUCGUCCGAAGAGCGAAAGGACUCUGGCGGGAUUGGA